Molecule: messenger RNA, 741 nt
Organism: Cephus cinctus (wheat stem sawfly)
Lineage: Eukaryota; Metazoa; Arthropoda; Insecta; Hymenoptera; Cephidae
Gene: Pomp
Product: proteasome maturation protein
Exons: 5
Coding region: 139-570 (143 amino acids)
Biological process (GO): proteasome assembly
Cellular component (GO): cytoplasm; nucleus
Source: RefSeq, a predicted model, not a curated record
AUUGCACAGAGAAUGACAAUUCAUAUUUAACGUUGAGCGCCAUUAUCUACGCUAUUGGCCGCUACAUCCGGGUGCAUACACAGUCAAAGCUUUGUUUGUGUCUUGCCUUGCGAAAAUUAUAUUUUCUCCGAAUAAAAAAUGAGUUUCGGCUUACCAUCCCUUAAGGUCAAACCUAGCCAACCUAGCGAGUUUAGUGUUGGUGUUGGCGAUGGAGUCUAUGGUAUUCAAAGUCCGAUGGUUGCUGGGUUAGCUGCUACAAAGUCUAGCCUUGGCUUCUCUCAUCCGUUGGAAGCUUCGGAAAGAAAUUUUCACAAGAACCAGCAGCGUAUGCAAAUGAUCAUGCUGCGCAAUGCACAAGGACUUCAUGCACCAAUGAGGUUAGCAAUGGAACUCAAAGCUGCAGACAACAUCGGUCGACUACCAUUCCUUCCAUCAUCUUGUAUGAUGCGUGAUGUCCUUCUAGGACGUGAUGAGGAAAUUGGUUUUGAGGACAUUCUGAAUGCUGCCGAAUUUAGAGAACAGGUUGGUCAACCACAUGCUGUUGUGGAGAAAAGUCUUGGUAUACUGUAAGCAUAGUUAUGGGUAACUAAAUUUAUUAAAUUCUGAACGCAAGAAUUACUGAGAGCUUUGCGUAUCAAUGUAUUUGUAUUUAAUUACUGCAUCUCAAACUGUUCAAAGGAGUAACAAUAAUUCUUAAUUGAAUUAAAUAAAAGAGGGAAAGAAUUCUUAAUAAGCACAACA